AUGGAGCACCGACAAGUUGGAAUGCGAUCGGGGCUAACGCGACUAUUCAUCCGUGAUGGUGGAAUGUUCUUUGGCUUGUUAGCUGCGGCUAACCUGGUCAACGUCGUGUUUUUCCUUGCAAGUGGUAUCCUCACUUCACCUCAGCUCUAUUAUUCAUUCAUCUUACCGCAUCUCCAGAAGGUGAAGGCCUCCGUUUUCGAAGAGAGUGCGGGAAAUAACUCCGUACUUACUCACACCCUAUCUUCAACCUUACUAUCCCGCCUCAUCCUCAACCUCCGCGAAGCAGGAUCCAAACUCGACACGACCGGCACACAACUCUCAAUCCGAUUUAGCCUCGCACCGGGGGACGACAUCAUGCUCGUGUCAAGUUCGACGUUCAGCAAUAGGCACAAUAGCAAUUCCGUGACCACGCGCAGUUCAGACUAUCCUUGGACAACCAUCCCAUCGUUAUCGAUGGCGGGAAGCACGGCGGUAGGAAGUAUUGGAACCGUUGUGGAGCACGAGCUCGAGGCACCGACGAUGCGCUCUCAGCUGGAUUCACUUUCACAUUUAUAA
This is a messenger RNA of Fomitiporia mediterranea MF3/22, 555 nucleotides long. RefSeq lists its product as uncharacterized. The record is from RefSeq and is a predicted model, not a curated record. The coding region runs from base 1 to 555 and encodes 184 amino acids. Lineage: Eukaryota; Fungi; Basidiomycota; Agaricomycetes; Hymenochaetales; Hymenochaetaceae. The transcript is spliced from 4 exons.